AUGUCGCCGAGCGAGGGCCGCUAUCGUGGUCAUCUGGGUCGCGAUGGCGGUGUCACGAUGGAUAUGCUAUGGCUGGGCAGCAUGGCCCCCGUCGACGCUACGCCCGCGGAUCAUGGAGCCUAUUGCCCCGCCCCCUACCAGCACUUCGUCGUGUUCGGCGACAGCAUCACGCAGGACUCGUUUGCCCAGGACCGCGGCUUUGCCUCGUCUGCAGCCCUCCAGGCCGCAUACACCAGGCGACUCGAUGUUGUCAACCGGGGCUUCAGCGGGUACAACACUCGUCAAGCUCUCCAGAUCCUCCCGGCAAUCGUGCCCCCUCCCAAUGAGGCCAAGAUCCGCUUCCUGACCGUCUUCUUUGGCGCAAACGACUCGUCGCUGCCACAGGCACCCAACAAGCAGCACGUCCCGCUGCCCGACUUCACGGCCAACCUCAGGGCCAUUGUCUGCCAUGCCCGCAUCCAGGCCCACGCCCCUCGUGUGAUGCUCGUCGCCCCGCCCCCAAUCAACGAGCACCUGUGGUGGCCCCGCGACCAGUCCAACGGCUACACGACUGUGUCGCGCCUGGCUGCCACGACCAAGCUGUAUGCCGAUGCCGUCGUCGAGCUCGGCGCUGAGCUGCGCCUUCCGGUCGUGAAUCUCUGGGCCGCCUUCAUGGCGCGCGCCGGCUUGGAUGUGAAUGCAUGGAAGCCCGGAGACCCUGUGCCUGGCUCCUUGGCGCUGGCCCCGAGCGACGCAUUGGCCGAGCUCAUGUAUGACGGCCUUCAUUUCAGCCCGCUCGGCUAUCGGAUCUUGUACGACGAGAUGCUCAAGGCCAUUGCCCAAAACUGGCCCGACGACAUGCCAGACAAGCUGCCCAUGGUGCUGCCGCCAUGGAACGACGAGGCCGCCUGGAAAGCGUGGCAAGAUGCUCAGCCAGCCUCCAAGCCUGCGUGAACAGCAAAGAAGAAGAAGAAGAAAACACCAGCCACAACAUAGCACUCGGAUGCCAAUGCGUGCAUAGGAGCCAACAGCAUGUACAUACACAUACUACUACCACUACCACUACUACUACUACUAC
Molecule: messenger RNA, 1057 nt
Organism: Exserohilum turcica Et28A
Lineage: Eukaryota; Fungi; Ascomycota; Dothideomycetes; Pleosporales; Pleosporaceae
Exons: 6
Coding region: 1-933 (310 amino acids)
Source: RefSeq, a predicted model, not a curated record